GCAAGCCGAGCAGGCAGCAUCAUGGCGGCGUCCAUCCUCGUUCGCCAGUGUGUUUUGCGGAGAGCAAUGGCCCCGUCUUUGGUGGUGAUUUUGGGAGCUACUGGCACAGGAAAGUCCAAACUGGCGAUUGAGCUCGGAAAACGGCUUCAGGGAGAAAUAAUCAGCGCCGACUCCAUGCAGGUUUACCAGGGUCUGGAUAUCAUCACCAAUAAGGUGACGGCCGAGGAGCUCGCCCAGUGCAGACAUCACAUGAUCAGCUUUGUGGACCCGUUGGUGAACAACUACACAGUGGUGGACUUCAGGAACAAAGCCCUGGCCCUGAUAGAUGAUGUGCACAAGAGAAACAAACUGCCGAUCAUCGUUGGAGGAACAAAUUAUUACAUCGAGUCUCUACUGUGGAGAGUUUUACUGGAUACAGGGGCACAGCACGGCUACACGACGUUUGACCCGUGGUUUGUCUCGGAGAAGGAGGCUGAAGUCUAUAAGAUGCUCUUGGAUAUCGUCUCCUGUGUUGUUGUGCUAAACCUCCACCCACCUGGAGAAGCAGGAAGCAGUGGGAACGCUCACAGAAGUCUUCAAAUCCAUGAAGAAACUGGUAUCCCUCUUAGCCACUGGCUUGCAGAGCAGAGGGGGCAGGAGGGAAGUGAUGGACUUGGGGGCCCGCUGAGAUACCCAGACGCCUGCAUUUUCUGGCUCCGUGCAGACAUUAAGGCUCUAGAUGAACGAUUAGAAAGUCGUGUGGAUAAGAUGCUGUCUGCAGGACUGAUCGAGGAGCUCAGAGACUUCCACAUCAGAUACAACCAGCAGAAAGUCCAGGAUGACAGUCAAAACUACCAACAUGGGAUUUUCCAGUCAAUCGGGUUUAAGGAGUUUCACGACUACCUGACUGCUCCUGAAGGCAGCAGCCCACAGGAGAAAGACAGACUGAGACUCCAAGGUGUAGAAGCUUUGAAGAUCGCAACAAAGCGUUACGUCCGCAAACAGAAUAAAUGGGUCCGUAACCGCUUCCUUAAACGACCUAGAGACAACGUCCCAGCUGUGUAUGGCCUGGAUGGGACGGACGUGUCGAAGUGGGAGGAGACGGUGCUGAACCCUGCACUGCAGAUCUUGGACAGUCUCAGUAAGGGUGAAGAGCCAGCUGUCGAACCAAUCAGAGCAGAGGGGGUGGAGCAGAGAAACGAGCAGAGCUACCACACCUGUGAUCUGUGCGACAAAGUGAUCAUUGGAGACCUAGAGUGGACGGCUCACCUGAAUUCCAAGAAGCAUCACCAUCAUGUGAGGAAGAAGAGGAAGUCCGAUCCUGGCCCCGGCCUGCCCCAGAGUACCGCUGCACCUCCCGCCUCAGCAGGAAGCCCCCCCUCAGAGGACGCUUGUGCUGCUGUGACCCUGCACCGUAAAGAAGCCUCUCAAGACUCGUCUAAAGACACGACAACGCACACGGGAGUACCGGUGACGCUUUGACAGCUGCACUCUGAUCCGUUUGGUUGUCAGGUUCUCUAAAGUUCUUCCAGGAGUAAGUCUGAACUUUAGAAGUCCUGCAGAUCACAAAGAGCCUUGAUGGAUAUCGACGGACACGAGAAGAAUCCUCGAAGCAGAUUUAAUUUAAUUUAAUCGGCUGUUUUCGGUUUCAGCUCGGAUCAAAUUAUAAACCGUUUUAUUUUUCUUAACACACAGUACUGUUGCCUUUUUAAAAUA
Nematolebias whitei (Rio pearlfish) is the source of this 1695-nucleotide messenger RNA. It is a transcript of the gene trit1, whose product is annotated as tRNA isopentenyltransferase 1. The coding region runs from base 22 to 1461 and encodes 479 amino acids. The record is from RefSeq and is a predicted model, not a curated record. Gene Ontology annotation, molecular function: tRNA dimethylallyltransferase activity. Lineage: Eukaryota; Metazoa; Chordata; Actinopteri; Cyprinodontiformes; Rivulidae. The transcript is spliced from 12 exons. Gene Ontology annotation, cellular component: mitochondrion. Gene Ontology annotation, biological process: tRNA modification.